AUGCAUGCGCCGGUGAAUGUGACGGCAGCCGUGGAUGCCUCUGCGGAGAGGGUUGCCGCCUCCUGCUCCCUGGUCAACGCGCGCCGCUUCUACCUCGCGCCGUCGCGCAUCUGGAUGGAUGAAGCCUCGAGUACUGCAGGGCAGCAGCAACAGCAGACACCAACUCCCGGUUCACCUGCGGGCGCCUCCACCGCCUCUGCCAACGGCAGCGAGAGCGCGCUGGACGUUGCCAUGCGUGUCAACAAGAUGAAAAAGGCUCACCAGAGCGACGGCGCCAACAAGAAGGCGGUGGAGCAGGAGGCGUGGCAUGCCCUGAACUCGCUGACCGAAGACCAGAUCAACAACGCAGAAGGAAAGGCAGUGUCGCUACUCCUGAACGCAUGGGCGUACUUCGCCAAGUACUGGGCCAAGGGCAAGGAUGGCCCGUUGUGA
Messenger RNA from Leishmania mexicana MHOM/GT/2001/U1103, 432 nucleotides. RefSeq lists its product as hypothetical. Lineage: Eukaryota; Euglenozoa; Kinetoplastea; Trypanosomatida; Trypanosomatidae. The transcript has a single exon. The record is from RefSeq and is a predicted model, not a curated record. Bases 1 to 432 code for a protein of 143 amino acids.